Molecule: messenger RNA, 661 nt
Organism: Talaromyces stipitatus ATCC 10500
Lineage: Eukaryota; Fungi; Ascomycota; Eurotiomycetes; Eurotiales; Trichocomaceae
Exons: 2
Coding region: 1-603 (200 amino acids)
Source: RefSeq, a predicted model, not a curated record
AUGGAACAAUUUCCACUGUUCAUGAAGCUGCAAGGAUCUACACAAUCCCUCGGAGUACAAUAUCAACAUACGAUACGCGCCAACAGCCAUAAAUUGACUCAAUCUAAGGAGGGAUCGCUUGUUAAAUGGAUCUCAGAUCUAGAUAAAUGUGGGUUAUCUCCUCGAUGCUCUCUUGUACGAGAGAUGGCCAAUUGUCUUCUUUCACAACGCGGAAAUCAACAGGUUGGAGAGAGAUGGGUAUAUAAUCUUAUUCAACGCCGCCCAGAGAUUGAAUCACGGUUCUCACGGAAAUAUAACUACGAGCGUGCCAAAUGCAAAUAUCCGAAGAUAACCCAAGAGUAUCUUGAUCGCGUACGAGACGUUAUAGCAGAAUAUGGAAUCUUAUCAGAAGAUAUCUAUAAUUUUGAUGAGACUGGCUUUGCUAUGAGACUUUGUGCAACUGCUAAGGUUAUUACUGUAAGCGACCGAUAUAAUCGUCCAAAUCUAUUACAGCCUGGUGACCGAGAAUGGGUGACUGCAAUCGAAGCAGUUAAUUCAACUGGAUGGGCCUUACCUUCAUACGUUAUCUUUAAGGCAAAGAAAUACUCGAUUAAGCUGGUUUGAGGAUCUUCCAGAUGACUGGAGAAUCAAUAUUAGUGAUAAUAGAUGGACAACAGAUAAG